UUUUCUCUCUCUGUGGCCCCACUCCAACCUUGGAUUGCGAAAGUCGAGGAAAGCGAGAGAACCACCCAAAAAACAACUGAAAAAAAAAAAAAAAGAAAAACUAAACUCAACAAAUAAACAGGGGGAGUACAUGAACCAGCAGACUUUGGAGUACCCUUUCAAAGUUCUUAAUGUAAAUCCUACUCCCUCGUUCAUGCCCAACAGAAUGGUGAUGCCAACUUCGGGCUUGGUGCAAGAUGGCAACUUAGCCAUUCCUGAUGCUUUAAAAGUUCUUAAUGUAAAUCCUACUCCCUCAUUCAUGUCGAACAGUAUGAUGAUGCCAACUUCAGGUUUGGUACAAGAUGGCAAUUUAGCCAUUCCUGGUGGACUUUUUAAUCAAAAUCAGUUAAAUGAUGUGACAAUGGAUUACAAAGAGAUUGUUGAUGACCCUAAUCAAUUUGGCUUCUUAAAAGAAUUCUUUGGUGAUAGACACAAGGCACAAACUGCUGGAUACACCACUAUGGAUUGGAAUAUUGCGCCAGCCUUGGGUAUGCUGCCGGUUGAGGGUGAGAUGGUCCUUUCCUCCGGACAGGCCUCAACCAUCACUAGUUGUUAUGGUGGGGAUGGCUUUUCUGAUGUCGGAUCUCUUGAAAGUAGGCCACCCUUUUCAAAGGGAAAAUUACUACAUCUUUAUGAUGGCAAAAUAAAUAUGAUGGAUCACAUAGGUUGGUUGGGGAAUAAUCAGAGCUCUGAUUCCAUGGUUUUCCCACAUAUACUAGGAGGAUCCUUGGCAUUUUCUGAAGCAAAUACACAGACCUCGCAGGAAAUUUUACAGGAACUUUCUGAAGUGCCUGAUAUAUUGCCUGGUCUGAACUCAGCCAUGGCUAGUUCAACUAUUAUUCCGUACAUGCAGUCUUCUAGACCAUCUGAGGCUGAAGCAAAAUGUUCUUUCACUGGAAAAAAUCAAUCUUACUGUCCAGUAGAGGCAAAAACUGCAGGUCAUUUUCCUCAGCUCCCUUUAGAAAAUGCACCAGCAGAUUCAAGGAAUCAAUUGACAUGGGCUAUCCAGCAUAGGGUUUUACUUGCUUAUAUCCAGUACAAGAAAUCAAUGGUGAUUAUAGGCAAUUCUCAAGUUUCUUUCGUGAACCAUAUGCAUUCUGCAACCUGCAACAAACAUGCAUGUAAAUGUGAACAAUUUUUCUCACUUGUAUCACAUUUUGAUGGCUGUCAUGAUGCUGAUUGUAAUAUAUGCAGUCCUGUUUGGUAUAGUUGUGUCACCAAUAAACCUCACCCUAAGUUUGAACGUGUAAAAAGAGGUCUUUUAAGGGAUGGAGAUUCUGACCAGCCCAGCUGUGGUAGUUCAGAAACCAUGCAACCUUCUUUGAAGCGUUUGAAGGUAGAAAAUCCUCUUUGUCCUAGCUUGACUGAGAAUGGUAUAUGUUGUGCAAAGGCUCCACUGAAGGUUCAACCAUGUUAUGCCAAGCUUCCACCCUUGCGGCAGUUGCCAGAAUCUCCUGUAUCUAAUAAUUCUGAGGUUAUGGAGGUGAACAUGGAAUUGCUACCAAAGCUUAUAGAAGCUUCUAUGAGCACUAAAGAUAUUAGUUAUAAUGUUGCAGAUAAUUUUCCUAUAUUGCCUACUGAGAAUUUGCCGGGUGCUUCAGAAGUGGUUGUCUGCAGUUAUAAAUUGGAGGAAACAGAUGCUGUUGGCAGUGAAAAAGAAGGGGGUAUGGACUUCAGAAGUGAUACCGAUAUUGCAGACAAUGUAAUAGAUCACUCCAACAUUUUGGAAUCCAAUACUUUGCCCAGCUUCUCUGAAGGACUUGCUGCUGGUUAUGAAGAGGAAGAAACAGAAGCCAGGACUAAUUCCAACCAGGCAGAGCUAGCAAUAGAGAAUGAGCUCAUUACACAAGAAUCAAAUUGCGGAAAGGAACUUUCUGCUGGUUGUGAAGAGGGAGAAACAGAAGCCACAACUAAUUCCAACCAGGCAGCUCUAGCAAUAGAGGAUGAGCUCAUUGCACAGGAAUCAAAUUGUGGAAAGGAACUUGAUGCUGGUUGUGAAGAUGGAGAAACAGAAGCCAAGACUAAUUCCAACCUGGCAGAGCUAGCAAUGGAGAAUAAGCUCAUUGCACCGGAAUUGAAUUGUGGAAAGGAAAUAGAGUUGGAGAGUCAAACAAUAAGGGGUUUGUCCUUAAUUGAAAAUUUCACAGCCCAGCAAAUAAAGGAACAUAUAUCAAGUCUCAGGCAGUGCAUAGAUCAGGAUAUACCAAAGAAAGAAAGGGGAAAGAGAAUAAGCAAUGUCUACAGUGAGAACUCAUGCCAGUUGUGUGGAGCAGAUAAGCUUUCACUUGCCCCAGCACCAAUAUAUUGUUCAUCAUGUGGUAAUCGUAUCAGGCGCAGUGCAAACUAUUAUAUCACACCUGAAGAAAAGGACAUCAGAAUUUGUCUUUGUACCUCAUGCUAUAAGGUAUCUCGGGGGAGGAGCAUCGUGUUUUCUGGGAUUGCUCUUUCCAAGGCAAAGCUGGAUAAAAUUAAGAACGAGGAGGAAGCUGAAGAAUCGUGGGUUCAGUGUGAUAAAUGUGAAGGCUGGCAACACCAGAUAUGUGCCCUCUUUAAUGAUAAAAAUGAUAUGGAAGGAAAAGCUCAGUUCAUCUGCCCAAUAUGCUGCCUAAAAGAAAUUCAAAGUGGAGAACGUAUGCCCCCACUGAUGAGUACUGUUUUUGGUGCAAAAGAUCUCCCGUGUACCAUGCUUAGUGACCACAUAGAGCAAAGACUCUUUAGGCGUCUUCAAAAAGAAAGAGAAGAGAAAGCAAGGGUUACAGGAAAGCGCAUUGAUGAGGUUCCUGAAGCAGAAGGUCUUGUUGUUAGAGUGGUCGUAUCUGUUGACAAACAUGUAAAAGUGAAGAAGCAGCUUUUAGAAAUAGUUCAGAAUGAGAACUACCCUGCUGAGUUUCCGUACAAGUCAAAGGUUAUUCUUUUGUUUCAGAAGAUUGACGGGGUAGAUGUAUGCCUUUUUAGCAUGUAUGUCCAGGAGUUUGGCUCAGAAUGUGGUCACCCAAAUCAACGCUGUGUUUAUAUUGCAUAUCUUGAUUCUGUGAAGUACUUUAGGCCUGAGACAAAAACUGCAGCUGGAGAAGCUCUUCGAACUGUUGUUUACCAUGAAAUAUUGAUUGGAUACCUUGAAUACUGCAAGAAACGAGGGUUUGCAACCUGCUAUUUAUGGGCCUGUCCACCUUUGAAAGGAGAAGAUUAUAUCUUAAACUGCCACCCAGAGAUUCAGAAAACGCCAAAGACCGAUAAGCUGCGGCAGUGGUAUCAGUUCAUGCUACAAAAGGCUGCUAAAGAGAAAGUGGUGGUUGGUUUGACAAACUUGUAUGAUCACUUUUUUGUUUCCACUGGGAAAUACAACUCCAAGGUGACAGCAGCUCAUUUGCCAUAUUUUGAUGGUGACUACUGGUCUGGUGCUGCUGAGGAUGUGAUAAAUAAUAUUGAGAAAGCAAGUUCAGAAGACCCAAAAAAGAUGGGCAAAAGAAUAAUGUCAAAGAGAACAUUGAAAGCUAUGGGACACACAAAUCCUUCUGGUGAUGCCACUAAGGAUAUUCUGCUGAUGCAAAAGCUGGGGCAAACUAUUUUACCUAUUAAGGAGGACUUUAUCAUUGCCCACUUGCAGUUUGUGUGCAUACAUUGUCAUAGAGCUAUACUAUCUGGAUGGCGAUGGUUUUGCAGCCUGUGUAAAGGCUUUCAGCUAUGUGAAAGGUGCCAUGAUGCAGAGCAAAAUGUCUACAAGGAUUGCUCUCACACUUUAUGUAAUGGGGAAAAACACGCACUGUGUAAGAUUAUGGUGGAUGAUGUGCCUUCUGAUACUGAUGAUACAGAUGCCAGUAUGGAUAAUGGUUUAUUUGGAAAUAGGCAUAGUUUUUUGAGCUUCUGUCAGAAGAACAGUCAUCAGUUUGACACACUUCGUCGGGCCAAGCAUUCCUCAAUGAUGAUCCUACAUUACCUUCACAAUUCAACCUUGCUGACUGCUGAGACCACCUGUAUUAUUUGUUACAAGGACACACCAAUGGACCAGUCCUGGCUAUGUGAGAUCUGCCCCAAUGUUGCUGUUUGUGCUGCAUGUUACCGAAGAGAUGGUUGUUCUUUGCAUAUUCAUAAGUUGAUUCUGCAUUGUUCUGCAGUUGAUUCUGCGACCAAAAAUAGAGAGGCCAAGAAGAAGGAAUUACUGAAAAUGCGACUGCUGGAUGUUUUGCUGCAUGCCUGUCAAUGUCGCUCCCCCUGCUCCUACCCUAAUUGUCUUCUCAUCAAAAAGCUAUUCUUCCAUGCAAAAAAGUGCACUGUCAGGAUUUCUGGGGGUUGUGAGCAUUGUAAGAAGAUGUGGCUCAUAUUGAGACUGCACUCCAGAAAUUGCAAAGACUCUGAUUGUGACGUACCACGCUGCAGGGAUUUAAAGCAACAUGUCAACAGCCGUCUGCAACAAUUGGAAGAGGCUGCACAUGAAGAACCACCGAUCGUACCUGAUCAGAUGGGUCAGAGAAUUUAACAUCUCAGUUGUACAGUUAGAGUAGGAAUGUCACGAUGGAUACAAGUAUAUAGCAUGUCAUAGAGAACAGUUUGAGAGUUACCUAGCGGAGGUCAUGAAAUCUUUGCUUUCUACCUCGCACUGUUGUAUAGCUUCUUAGCAUCAAUUUUGGUAUGAAUAGAGAGUGGACACCCCAUUUAGGAGGCAGCUUUGAGGCGUAGUGAACAUUUCGUGGAUGUGCAAGUAAUGUAAAUAAUAAUAGUAAUAAUAAAAAUAAAAAUAAACUGUUUGGUAAUUAUAUUUUUUAUGA
Theobroma cacao (cacao) is the source of this 4805-nucleotide messenger RNA. The record is from RefSeq and is a predicted model, not a curated record. Lineage: Eukaryota; Viridiplantae; Streptophyta; Magnoliopsida; Malvales; Malvaceae.